AUGGUGCAGUGCACGCUAGCUACGGAGCGAGUGCAGAUCACGGCCAGCUUUGAUCCACAGGUCAUCGAGCAGUGGCAAGUGCAGAGGAUGCUGGGCCAGCUUGGCUUCGUCGCGCAGCAGCUGGCGGAAGCCGGUGGCAAGACGACAGUUGCUGAGAUUGAUACGCUCACUCCCGAGGACAGACAACAGCUGUGGAAGUGGAAUGGAGAGGUUCCUCCGGUGGUGGAGCGGUGCGUGCACGAGCUGUUUGUGGAGCAGGCGCGGGCACGACCUGACGCGGCGGCCAUCUGCGCGUGGGACGGCGAGAUGAAGUACGGCGAGCUGGACGAGCUGUCGUCCAGGCUGGCCGGCUACCUAGUGGGUUUGGGCGUCGGGCCCGAAGCCAUUGUUCCUCUGUGCUUCGAGAAGUCGAUGUGGACGGUGGUGGCCAUGCUGGCAGUGCUCAAGGCUGGCGGCGCCUUCGCUCCCCUAGACCCAGAACACCCAGCAAGUCGGCACGAGGAGAUCUUCCGGCAGACUGGCGCCAGAGUGGUGCUUGCUUCGGCACAGCACUCGACGCUCUGCAGCGGCGGCAACCGCACCGUCGUGGUGGUCAGCGAGGCUGCCAUGCGUGAGCUGCCCAGCGAGGCCAGCGAGGCCAGCACAACCGACAAAAGGACGACAACUCGCACAAAGGCACAGCCAGACAACCCUGCCUAUGUGCUGUUCACGUCUGGGAGCACGGGAAAGCCCAAGGGCGUGGUGAUUGAGCACAGGGCAAUAUUGACCAGCUGCUUGGGUCACGGAAAAGCCUAUAACCUUACAAGCGACUCGCGCUUUCUCCAAUUCUCUUCUUACACGUUCGACGUUAGCAUUACCGAGAUAUGGACUACGCUUCUAAUGGGUGGCUGUACUUGCGUCCCAUCAGAAAGCGACAAGAAAGAUGAUCUUUCGAAAGCAAUAAAUGCUCUGGACGCGAAUUGGGCACACCUCACGCCUACUGUUGCGAAGCUUCUCGAUCCAGAGCGCAUCCCGGGAUUACAAAAUCUUAUCCUCGGAGCAGAACUUGUAACAGAUCACGACUGGAACAGAUGGAGCCCUUAUGCCCGUCAGAUAACUACAUAUGGUCCUACUGAGUGUUGUGUUCUUUGCACUUUCUACUCCGGUACUCUUGGCUUUUACACAGGCUUGCUCGGCAAGUCUGUUGCGUCGGUCAGCUGGGUGGUGGACCCCAACGACCACCACAAGCUGGCUCCCCUGGGCGCGGUGGGUGAGCUGCUCGUUGAGGGACCGAUCCUGGCGCGCGGCUACCUGAACGACGCAGAGAAGACGGCGGCCGCGUUCAUCGACGACCCGGCCUGGCUGCUGGAGGGAUGCGACCAGCACGCGGGCCGGCGCGGCCGGCUGUACAAGACCGGCGACCUCGUCUACUACAAUGCAGACGGCAAUCUAGUGUACGUCAACCGCAAAGAUGCGCAGGUCAAGGUACGCGGGCAGCGGGUGGAGCUUGGGGAGAUUGAGCACCACGUGCGCGAGUGCAUGCCGGAAGUAGGACGUAUGGCAGUAGAAGUGAUCAUGCCGGGAGACGACAAAGACAAGGCGACGGUGGCUGUCUUUGUGGAACAGAAAGAGGAAGAGGUUUCCGAUGGAGACGGCUCCUCUGCACGCGUUUUCUUCCCCUCCCAGGUGGACAGCCAGCUCAGCGAGCGGCUGCCUAGCUACAUGGUACCCGGAGUCUACUUUUCAGUCGCGCAGCUUCCCAUGACAACGUCGGGUAAGACAGACCGCAAGCGGCUGCGCGAGGUUGGGGCUACAUUCUCAGCCCAGCAGCUGGCGGAGCUGCGCACGCGCAGCCAGGGACCAAAGCGGCAGCCGUCGACAGACAAGGAGAAGGCAAUGCAGCAGCUGUGGGCGCAGGUGCUCAACAUCGACGCAGACAGCAUCGGGCUGGACGACAGCUUCUUCCGCCUGGGCGGCGACUCGAUCACAGCCAUGCAGGUCUCUUCGACCGCGCGGUCGCUCCAAAUCUCAGUCACUACAGCCGAUAUCCUCGAACAGAAAACCAUUUCCCGUUUGGCUCACCGCAUGUCGCGGAAUCACUUCUCUUCCAAUCUUGUGAUGGAAGACCCAGUGAACAGGCACUUUAGUCUGACGCCGAUUCAGGAGCUAUAUCUCCGGCUCGAGAGCACUGGCAGCGCUUGCUUUGACCAGAGCUUUUUCCUAGAGCUCAGCAGCUUGACAAACCUCGAAUCGCUGCGCGCAGCGUUCAAAACCCUUGUUCGACGGCAUUCCAUGCUCCGAGCUUUGUUCAGCCAGACGGCUGGAGGUAGGUGGCAGCAACAUAUAUCCGAUCGCGGUAGUGCCUCCUUUACGGUGGACUAUGUGCGGUGCAUCGACAGCAAGGACGUUAGUGAAGCGAUCCGACAGAGCCGAGACGGGCUGGAUGUACAGAAUGGUCCUGUGCUGGCAGCAGUCCUGUGCGAUCAGGGUCAGCGCCAACUGCUGUCUAUCGCCAUUCACCACUUGGUGAUCGAUCUGGUUUCGUGGCGUGUGCUUCUCGAAGAGUUGGAGGACCUGCUUCUCUCGCGGAAGCUUCCCGCUGUGCCCGCCGUCCCCUUUCAAGCCUGGCAGGCUCUCCAAACGGAACAUGCUACCAAGCACAAAUGCCCUAGUGGCGUGGCUCAAGACGAGGUGGCUUCUGGGGAGUCACUGUCCUACUGGGGCAUAGAACCUGAUGCUGUCAAACGCGGGAGUGUGGUAUCGAAACAGUUUGCACUCAACGAACAGACAACCUCGGCCCUGCUCGGACCCUGCAACGAUGUAUUUCAGACGCGUCCUGUGGAGCUUAUGCUUGCCGCUCUAGCUCAUUCUUUUGCUAUUGCCUUCUCCGACCGAGCUCCGCCCACCAUCUUUAACGAGAGCCACGGCCGCGAGCCUUGGGAUGCCGGCAUUGAUCUCUCUCGCACUGUGGGAUGGUUCACGAGCAUGCUCCCCAUUCAGGUGCCGAGUCACACCAGAGGCGACCUGCUUGAGGUCAUCCGGCACACCAAAGAUGGCAUGCGCAAGUUCCCUGACAACGGCCGAUCCUAUUUUGCCUCGCGGUUUGCCGAUGCUGACACUUCGGAUGUGUUCGCGUCCAUGUUCCCUGUGGAAGUAAUAUUCAAUUAUCAAGGCGUGUACCAGCAGCUCGAGCGCACAGACUCGCUGUUCAAAACCCUGCCAGCUCCGGACGGAUGUGAGCCAGCAUCGAUGUUAGAGGCCCCGAGGUUCGCUUUGUUCGACGUAUCUGCGGUUGUCGAAAAGGGGCGCAUGCACGUGACUGUUACAAGCGACAGCAAAGCGAAGCGCCAGCAGCAAGUAGCCAACUGGAUCGAGCGCUACGAGAUGGCCCUGGUUGAGAUGGCGACUCUCCUGCAGAAGAAGCAUAAGCAAUGGACGCUGAGCGACCUGCCACUCGCGUUCAAAACCUACGAAGAUCUGGACAGCUUCCAGAACGAUACACUUGCAGAGCUUGGCGUCCAACCUGAAGAGGUCGAGGACGUCUUUCCGUGUCUGCCCAUGCAGGAGGGGAUCCUCAUCAGCCAGAGCAGAGAUCCAGAUGCAUAUCGGGUAUCGUCUAUCUUUGAAGUCAUACCGACGCAGCAAAACCAGGUCAAUUGCACUCGGCUGCAGCAAGCUUGGGAGGCUGUGGUACGCCGGCAUUCGCUAUUGCGGGCACUGCUGGUCGAUAACGUGCCUGGAAGUUUAGGAACCACGAACGUAGUGCUGAAAGAUCCACAACCCAGCAUAUCAUUCUUCCGAGCAGCGGGAGACACAGCAACUCUUGCCAUGUUCCGCGCCCACCAGGACACUUUAGCUCAGCAAGACAGUGGCCUGCAGCAUCGCAUGUUCAUUUGCCAGCUUGAUAAUGGAAAGGCCUAUCUAUGCCUAGAUAUUAACCACGCCAUCUUUGACGCCCACUCUCGCGGCGUCAUCUUGCGCGACUUGCAAAGUGCAUACAGUGCCAACCUUAAUCCAGACAGCGGGCGGUUCCGAGAUGUCGUUUCGUAUCUAACCCAACAGGAACAGGAGGAGACGCAUGCUUACUGGGCAAGGUACCUUGAUGGCGUCGAGCCAUGCUUUUUCUCUUCGAUGGCAGAGCCUCAAGAUACAGCAUGGGCCCUGGUCCUAAGCCGAUACACUGGAGCGACGACCCCGUGCUUUGGAAAUCUCUCCUCGAGACGGGACUUGCCGGUCGAGGAUGUCGCCAAUAUCUUUGGCCCGCUUAUUACAACGAUUGCAUGCAGAGUGCAGCUGGAUGAACAUAAGACUGUGAUGGAUGUGCUGAGGGCAGUGCAGAGCGACUAUACAAACAGCCUGCCGCAUCAGAACAUCUCUCUCGCGAGCGUGCACAGCAUGCUUGGGCUGGGGGCGAACGCUUUGUUCAACACAAUCCUAUCGCUUCAACGGAUCGAUGACACAAUGGCUGUUAACGAUUCUGAGAUUGAUUUCCGCGGUCAGAGCGGAUCGGAUCCGACUGAGUAUGCUAUUAACAUAGGGGUUGGAUACAAUCGCUCUGUGAUGGAGAUCGAAAUCCAUUAUCAGACCCGCUGCAUUGACGAUGCCCAAGCCGCCAAUCUUGCAGAGAGCUUGAGCCAAGCGAUCUAUGGCAUCAUCACAAAAACGACAUCCACGAUAGGCGACCUGCAGAUCCUCUCAAAGAGACAGCAGCAACAGCUGUGGAAGUGGAAUGGAGAGGUUCCUCCGGUGGUGGAGCGGUGCGUGCACGAGCUGUUUGUGGAGCAGGCGCGGGCACGACCUGACGCGGCGGCCAUCUGCGCGUGGGACGGCGAGAUGAAGUACGGCGAGCUGGACGAGCUGUCGUCCAGGCUGGCCGGCUACCUAGUGGGUUUGGGCGUCGGGCCCGAAGCCAUUGUUCCUCUGUGCUUCGAGAAGUCGAUGUGGACGGUGGUGGCCAUGCUGGCAGUGCUCAAGGCUGGCGGCGCCUUCGCUCCCCUAGACCCAGAACACCCAGCAAGUCGGCACGAGGAGAUCUUCCGGCAGACUGGCGCCAGAGUGGUGCUUGCUUCGGCACAGCACUCGACGCUCUGCAGCGGCGGCAACCGCACCGUCGUGGUGGUCAGCAAGGCCUCUUUCGAUAGACUGUCAAGCGCAAGCGACAAGGCCAACGUGAUAUCGAAGCCAAGUAGUAUUGCGUACGUCAUGUUCACUUCAGGCAGCACAGGAACACCCAAAGGAGUCGUCCUAGAACACAGAGCAAUUUCAACAAGCUGUCUCACCCAUGGAGAGGCGUUUGGCUUCUCGCCUAGCACUCGAAGCCUUCAGUUUGCUGCCUACACCUUUGACGCGUGCAUCACGGAGAUCAUCACGGCCCUUUUGUUUGGCGCAUGCAUUUGCGUUCCCUCCGAGCUGGACAGACGCAACGACUUGUCGAACAUUUCAAACACCUUGAAAGUAAGUUGGGCAUUGCUUACGCCAACGGUUGCACGAACACUUGACCCCAAAACAAUUCCAUCGCUCAGAACCUUGGUACUUGGGGGUGAGCAGGUGAGCCGCGUUGACUGGGAAAGGUGGAGUCAUCUUGAAAAGCAGAUCAAUACGUAUGGUCCUACAGAAUGCAGCGUUUGGUGCACAUCACACUCUAAUGUUGCUGGUUUCACGUCAGGAACGAUUGGAAAGUUGAUUGCUUCUGUGGGCUGGGUGGUGGAUCCAAACGACCACAACAGGCUUGCGCCGCUCGGGUCGGUGGGCGAGCUGCUCGUUGAGGGACCGAUCCUGGCACGCGGCUACCUGAACGACGCAGAGAAGACGGCGGCCGCGUUCAUCGACGACCCGGCCUGGCUGCUGGAAGGCUCCAAAGAGCACGCGGGCCGGCACGCGGGCCGGCACGGCCGGCUGUACAAGACCGGCGACCUGGUGCACUACGAUGCAGACGGCAAUCUAGUGUACGUAGGGCGCAAGGACGGGCAGGUCAAGGUACGCGGGCAGCGGGUGGAGCUUGGGGAGAUUGAGCACCACGUGCGCGAGUGCAUGCCGGAAGUAGGACGUAUGGCAGUAGAAGUGAUCAUGCCGGGAGACGACAAAGACAAGGCGACGGUGGCUGUCUUUGUGGAACAGAAAGAGCCGAUUCAGGAAGGCGAGUCUACGCCGCCAAAGAUGAAGGGCUCUGCUAUGCUGGUUAGAGCGCGGACGCGUGAGGAGGUAGUUGAGCGGCUUAAGAACGAUAUCUAUGUUUCCGAAGGCGUGUGGGACUGGGACAAAGCGCAAAUCUUUCCAUUCAAGAGCACGCUGAGGAAGGCAUUGUAG
Molecule: messenger RNA, 6285 nt
Organism: Pyrenophora tritici-repentis Pt-1C-BFP
Lineage: Eukaryota; Fungi; Ascomycota; Dothideomycetes; Pleosporales; Pleosporaceae
Source: RefSeq, a predicted model, not a curated record